GUUGGGUUGCUGGCUCACAAAAAAAUGUGUGACUGCGGCUGAACACCAGGAGGGGUGGAGAGUACUUCUCAGUCCCACAUCUCACCUUUGACUUCGCCCGCCUUAUACCGAUCAUUACUCAGCAUGGCUACUGACGAAAAGCAAGAUUCAACAGGACAAGAUCAAUCUCAAGGAGAACAUUCUUCUGUCAUCAUAUCAUUACACAUCAAAUCACUGGAGAGAACCACGCAUUCCGUCCGCUUACCUCGCAACUCCACUGUCCUGCAAUUAAAGGAACAUAUUCAAGCCGUUUCACAAGUAGACAGCCAACGACAGCGCCUCAUAUUUCAAGGGCGAGUUCUUAAAGACGACAAAAACUUGCUGGAUUAUGCCAAUCUAGAUGACGGAAAAGUUGUCCAUUUGGUUGUGCGCCCUACUGGCGCUCCUCAUAACCCAGACAAUGAUGACCCACAUAGCGCAAGAGAUCCUCAUCCACGGGGCCUCCCUAGGCCGCGCCACCCAUUUGGCGGCUCUAGGUUCCCGCCCAUGGAAGGGUAUGCUUUCAUUACGCUAGAUACUACUGUUGGUGAAAUGGCCGACCCUGGCUCGAUAUUUUUUAACCUUUUGAACGGGCUUUCUGCAAAUAAUAAUGGCCUCAACAACCCGGAUACCGAUUCCAACGCCAACAACAGUGCAGGCAAUACUGCUGCUGGUGAUAACAAUAAUACAUCUCGUGUAUGGCACCGCAUCUCCCGCCCUAUUCCUGGACCACCGCCUACAAACCCUCGCACCAACUCCAAUUUGCGUAAUCGAACCCAUUCGGAUGACUCAAUAGGAAGUGAGCAGAGCAGAACAAGCGCGGCGUCAUCCGGACCCGGGACUCCGUUUACUUCCAACAUUGAAUACAGGCUCUCUCGAACCAUGUCUUCCAUCGGAAACGUGCGCCAACUACUGGAUACUCCCGUCGAUGAAGAAAUUCGUCCAAAUCCAUCGGCAGCUUUCCCUAACCCUAGUUAUGUGGAAGAAAUUCGUAGACGAUUGCGGACCAGUGGAGAUUCGCCAACGGCUCAAGUUGGAGUAGUGGUGGAUGAGCUAGCUGAUCUUCUGGCCGACACCAUUCCAAGGCUACGAGAAUUGAGCCGAGGAUUGAGAAACGAGACAGACGACACGACUCGACAGGAACAGGAACGAUUGCAGUUAAUGGCGUUACGGUCGGCAAGAAUUACCCAGGGAUUAAGCUUAAUUAACCACUUUUUGGGUUCAGUUCUUGGCAGUGCGGAAUUAGAAGACCGGCCUCAGGAUUCUCAUGUACGCUUAUCUGGCCGAGGAGCAUUAGACUCUUGGCUAUCGUAUGUGCGCAGUGGAAAUAGUGGCAGUGCUGGAUUAUCUCAGCCAUCAUCACAAAACUCGGACACAAGCUCUCGCAAUCCGAUCACACCCCUUCGCGCUACAUCAUCCAUACAAAACAGUGCAGCAAGCAAUGAAACCAUUCGACGUGCCCUUCGAGCUGCCGGCAUUGAUGAGGCUUCCAUCCAAAGAUUACUGACACCACCGAGUGCAACGUCAGAUACACCCAGCGCACCACCCACGCCAAGCACCGACACUGAAAAUCGGAAACGAAAACAACGAGAAGACGAAGAAGCUACGACCGAACAAGGUGAAAGUAGCCAUGGCAGUAGCCGGAGUGACAACAAAAAGGUCAAACCUGAGGAAGAAGCUAGCAAAGGAAAGAAGAAGACGGACUGAAAACGAAUAAGAGGAACGGCAUAAAAAGAAAGCAGAAGGGACAACAGCUAAAAGAAAUAAUCUUGGUUUAUAGACAUCUUGGCCUCUUCUUAUUCAUUCAUACCUACGCAUAUACAUUUGGUUUUUUUCUUUUAACCAUCUCAUUGUAAUUCUUCCUCAUUAUCUCCUCCAAGGUCAUCUUUGACGGUCUUUUAUA
Messenger RNA from Umbelopsis ramanniana AG, 1921 nucleotides. RefSeq lists its product as uncharacterized. The coding region runs from base 124 to 1725 and encodes 533 amino acids. Gene Ontology annotation, cellular component: BAT3 complex. NCBI's taxonomy places the organism in Eukaryota, Fungi, Mucoromycota, Umbelopsidomycetes, Umbelopsidales, Umbelopsidaceae. The transcript has 8 exons. Gene Ontology annotation, molecular function: misfolded protein binding; polyubiquitin modification-dependent protein binding. The record is from RefSeq and is a predicted model, not a curated record.